Molecule: messenger RNA, 1977 nt
Organism: Saccostrea cuccullata (small rock oyster)
Lineage: Eukaryota; Metazoa; Mollusca; Bivalvia; Ostreida; Ostreidae
Product: eukaryotic translation initiation factor 2D-like
Exons: 13
Coding region: 86-1906 (606 amino acids)
Biological process (GO): translational initiation; formation of translation preinitiation complex
Molecular function (GO): translation initiation factor activity; RNA binding
Source: RefSeq, a predicted model, not a curated record
CAUUACAGUCAGACUGCAGACUGAUGUCAGUAGUAAUUUAAGUAAACUGAAACUGUUCACAUCUGCUGGAGGUUAACUAGUCAAUAUGUUUUUGAAACCGUUUAGGGUAAAAACUCAGACAAGCAUCAAAGGAUCUGAUAGGAAGAAAGUCAAAUCAACUUUACAGAACUGUUACCCGUCCUUAUCACCAAAGGAUGCCUCUGAUAUCGUUCCAAACAAAGCUGAGAUGACCAUUGCAAAAAUUAAUACACAUUCCGGAGUUAACGUUCUUGUUUAUUGUGUGGAAAAGAACCCUGUUUUAAUAGAUGUGGAUGGAGUCAUUUUUCCCACUGUGUACACACUGUGGAAAUAUCCAGAUCUUCUGCCAGUGUUUAAAACACAUCCACCUGUUUUCACAAAACUAGCAGGUGGUGCAGAUUUAAUGUUACCAGGGGUGGUUGUUGAAGGGGAGGUAACUCCAAAAACAUUUGCUCACAUCAACAAAGGAACAGUGUGUUCUAUCUCAUUGGUGGGGAAUCGGAGCCCAGUGGCUGUUGGUACAGCGGCCAUGUCAGGAAGUGAUAUGUUUGAUUCUGCAAUGAGAGGAAAGGGAAUUCAUGUACUGCAUAUUCUAGGAGAUGAAUUAUGGGCCUUUGGAGACAAAUCAAAGCCACCUGUGAUACCAGAAGAAUCUCAAGAUCCAGCCACUGACCCAGCAAGUUCACAUGGGGAUGAAUAUAAAGAUAGUGACACACCUCAGGUUACAAACUCCCAGGGGUCAGAUCAGUGGGAGGAAAUUCAGGGGCCUCAACAGGAAACAGCAGUAGAGGGGGACAUCUCCGGUGAGAAAGAUGAUGAUGAGGAAUUAGUUCUGUCCACAGACAAAAUGAGUUUAGAGGAGGAGGUGUCAAAAGUCGAAGCUGAGGAGGAGGUGGUGUCAAAAGAGGAAACUGAGGAUCAAGCACCUGCUGAAUCCAUGGAUGAUCUUUUCAAGCUGUGUUUCCAGUGUGCUCUGAAAAAAUCUCUCAAACCAGUGGACCUACCCAUUCUAACCAGUGCUUUCUACAAAGUCCAUAUGGUUAAAUUCUGCCCAGCAGAUAAACAUUUAGAUGUCAAAAAGACUUCAUUUAAAAAGUUGUCAAAGUUUCUGAAGGAAAUGGAGAAGCUGGGCUAUGUUAAAGUGAAGGAAUUAACAAAAGGAGUGGAGAGCAUAAUAGAAAUGAAAAAAGAUCACCCGGAGUUACGGCAUAUUACUCCACCAGAGGGGGCUGCAGUCCUGGAACAACCCUCUGAGGGACCCACCAGACAUUAUGAACCUCCCCGCAUCACUGACAUGUUGUCUGUCACAGCAGCAGUUGUUCCCCUUGUCAAGGAUUUAGGACUAAAGAAGGGAAGUGCAAUAACGGGAACAGAGCUGAGGAACAUUGUCAAUGAAUACGUGAGGAAAAACAAUCUACAGGAUGAGAGCAACAAAAGCAUGGUUAAACUAGAUCCACUGUUGGCUUCCAUAGUCCUGGGUAAAGGAGAAAAUGAUGUCACACAACUACGAUGGGAUGACUUAACCUCAAGAAUUGCAAACAAAAUGCAGAAUGUAUACAAAGUAGAAUUCCCUGGACAAGCUCCAGUUAUUAGGAAAGGCAAAAUAGAGGAAAUAACUCUUAAUGUGUUCCAAAGAGGGUCCAAUAAAAAGGUGACUACAGUAGAUAACCUGGAAGUGUUUGGUCUGGAUCUUAAGGAGAUAGCACACGAGAUCCAGAUAACUAUCCAGUGCAGCUGUACUGUGUCCACAAGCAGUUCCAAUAAAACUCAAGUGGUCAUCCAAGGCAAUCAGAUAGCCUUUGUUACAGAUCUAUUAACAGGAAAAUAUAGGAUUCCAAAGAAGUACAUCAAAGGUUGGGAAAAGGCUCCGAAAGGAAAGCGGAAAUGACAUGUGAUAUUGAUUAUCAAUUUAACAAAUAAAUAUUUUAUAACUAGCAAAACUUUAGUCUUUGCUUUGAA